AUGUCAUUCGGCCAGGGUGGAUGCAAUCCCAAUGAAGGGAUGGAUGAGUUUUAUGGAGGUAUCAAUCCACAGUGGCCGUCACCAUAUGGAGCAGUUAGCAAUCCAUACAAUGCACCACCGCCGUAUCAAGCUUCGGCAAUCCUUACACCAAUCAGUCUGCCAGACACCUCAUAUGCUCAUACCCGGACUAGCCCGGGACUAAGCCAUCACUCGCAGGAGUAUCAGUACCCGGUUUCCGACUCCGUUGCCCAUCAUGGUCUAGGGAUUACCACAUCUUAUCCCAGCGAGCUUAUUCGAGACCCUCAAUAUGGCCUCGGGUUCGCACCCAGCGGAUAUGGGAAUAGAGAAGAGACUCUCUCUCCCCAGCCAUCGAAGAAAAGGGCCCGGAGGGAAUCCAGGCAGUCCGUGGCCCGCGAACCACCAGUAAAUAUUCUUCCGCAUCCAGAAGGGCUUCAGCGCCUAGAAGAGCAGCAAAGGCAGAGCUUUGCCGGCCCCAGCACUCAGCCGGCCCGGGCACCUGGACGCGGGCGUCGGAACCCGCAAGCAGAAGAAGAAGAUGCCUUUGUGGACAGCCUUCGCCAGCAAAAACUAGCAUGGAGAGUAGUCCGAGACAUGUUCCGGGAGCGAUACAACAAAGAUGCCACCGAGGCGCGCCUGCAGAUGCGGCAGCGCAGGCGGAAGGAGCGAAUGGCCCGGUGGGAUGACCAUGAUGUUCGGAUACUUUUACAGGCUAGAAGUUGCUGGGAGCGAGAGAAGUACAAGUUUAUAGCACAGAAAAUGACAGAACUGGGGGCCACCACUACGUAUACAGCAGACCAGUGCGAAACGCAAUUAGAUCUCAUUGAUGCGCAGGAACGAGAAAGGGAACGAGAUGAACAAGAACAAGAUAAUACCCAACAACAGCGGCAACCACCACAAACACCCGAACUCCGACGCAAGCGACGAAGAACAGAGCCAAAUGAAGCAGGAGACAGCACAACCUACCAGAGAAAGACAAGAACGAAGACCAAUACGACAACCUAA
Messenger RNA from Aspergillus nidulans FGSC A4, 1023 nucleotides. RefSeq lists its product as uncharacterized. The transcript has 4 exons. The record is from RefSeq and is a predicted model, not a curated record. NCBI's taxonomy places the organism in Eukaryota, Fungi, Ascomycota, Eurotiomycetes, Eurotiales, Aspergillaceae. Bases 1 to 1023 code for a protein of 340 amino acids.